This is a messenger RNA of Gorilla gorilla gorilla (western lowland gorilla), 4519 nucleotides long. RefSeq names its product nucleoporin 54 (gene NUP54). Gene Ontology annotation, molecular function: structural constituent of nuclear pore. NCBI's taxonomy places the organism in Eukaryota, Metazoa, Chordata, Mammalia, Primates, Hominidae. Bases 2291 to 3817 code for a protein of 508 amino acids. Gene Ontology annotation, cellular component: nuclear pore; nuclear pore central transport channel. Gene Ontology annotation, biological process: nuclear pore organization; NLS-bearing protein import into nucleus; protein localization to nuclear inner membrane. The record is from RefSeq and is a predicted model, not a curated record. The transcript has 12 exons.
AGUAGAUGGGACUAUAGGCUGGUGCCACUGUGCCUGGCAAAUACUAUUUUAAUCACUGUAGAGAAGAAUCCUCCAUUAUUUUUCUGGAGUGGGGAAGAAGCAUUCACUUGGCUGCACUAGGUCAGAAGAGGAUUUGGGGAGCUCUAACUGCUUCUUAAAUAGACUUUCAACCAGUUCCUCUCAUUUUAACUUCCCUUUACCCCAACUUAUGAAGAUACAUGAUAUCUCCAAUUCCUGAGCUUCUGGCAGAUUCCAUAAAUUAAUCAUUGGUUUUCCUUUCUGCUAGAUUGGGGGGCUGUUUGUUUUUUUAAGGUAAGCUGAGUACUUAGCCAUUAGACAAUGUGCUAAAUCAGGGGUGUCCAAUCUUUUGGCUUCCCUGGGCCACACUGGAAGAAGAAGAAUGGUUGUUUGUUUUUUUAAGGUAAGCUAAGUACUUAAGCGUUAGGCUAUGUGCUAAAUCAGGGGUGUCCAAUCUUUUGGCUUCCUUGGGCCACACUGGAAGAAGAAGAAUUGUCUUGGGCCACACAUAAAAUACACUAACAAUAGCUGAUGAGCUUUAAAAAAAUCGCAAAAAACCUCACAAUAUUUCAAUAAAGUUUACGAAUUUGUGUUGGGCUGCAUUCAAAGCCAUCCUGAGCCAUGAGCCACAUGUGGCCUGUGGGCCGCAGGCUGGACAAACUGCUGGUAAAUCAAAGCUCCUUAACAUGCUAAGAAAGGUCUUUCAAGAUCUGGUUUCCACCUAUCUGUCAUUCAUUCAUUAUUUAUUUCCCCCUGUUAUAUGCCAGGCACUUGUGAUGGGCAUGGAACAAGAGGGACACGGUUCUUGCACUUAUGGAAUAUAUACUAUUGUAAGGAAAAAUUAGAUUGAUAAAUUAUCUGUGACAAACAGUGAAAGAAGGCAGUGCAGUUGGUAUGAGAGCAUACUCAGUUUGUAGGAGUCAGACACUGGUCCACCAUUCACCAACUUGCCCAAGCCAGAAAGCAGGAGGUUGUCCUUGAAUCCUUACUUCCCACGUCCAAAUACUACGAGUCUCAUAUAUGCUAUUUCUUAAGUAUCUCUCAAAUUUAUUCUCCUAAUUCCACUGCCAGAUAUAAUCCAAGUCAUUAUCAUCUCCUACCUGUGCAACUACAACAGACUCCUAAAAGCUCUAUCUUCCUCAGGCAUUCUGGCUCCUUCCAAUCCAUUCUCCUUAUGGCAGCCAGAGGGAUCUUCUAAAAACAAAAUUCUAGUCAUACUAGUCCUCUGCCUAAAACCCCUUAAAGGUUUCCCAUUACCCUCAAGAAAUAGUCUGAAAUCCUUACCAUAAUUUACAAGGCAAUAUAAUAUAAUGGUAAUUUUUACAAAUUGGGACUCUGGAGUGGAGAAACAUGAGUCCAAAACCAGACUCCAGAACCUACCUGCAAGGUGACUUUGGGCAAGCUGCUUAACAACUCCAAACCUCAAUUCUCUCAUCUCACCUGCAAAAUACAGUUACAGAAUCUUCUCUAUUUAUUUAUUCUGAGGAUUAAAUUAUAUUACAAGUACAAUAUAGGGGGGGCACUCUUGCCCUCUUUUUCAGUGCUCCCCUUAGAGCUGUGGUUAGGAGUAUUUACUCUGGAAAGAGCCUGACCCUUUGGCACCUGUUUCCUCUUUUAUAAAUUGGAGAUAGCAGCAACCCACCUCAUAAGAUAGCUGAUUAAAUUAUGUAAAAUGUCUACAAGAGUGCCUGGCACAUAGUAAACGCAACGUGUUUGCUACAAUUCCAUUCUCUUUCAUUUCUUCCAACGUGCAUCCUCUUUACUGCUUCUGCUCCGUUUACUCAUCCUUCAGCACUGGGUUCAAAUACCACCUCCUCGUGGGUGUUGGGGGGGUUCUCAACCCCAGCCCUGCUGCCCGACCUCCCAGGCCCGCUAGUUGAUGAGGCAGCAACCUCAACCCUACCACAUGCAAAUUCUAGCUGUCUACCGCGUAUCCCUGCAGUAACAACUUCAGCCUCUGCACACCUUUCCCAAAGAACCUCCCUACGGCAGUUUUUAAAAGACUCUCAGGCGGCACACCCUCGCGAGCGUCCCAGCAUUUUACCUUAACAGUGACACCCCACAGCUUGUGAAGCCCACCGGAAGUGAGCUGGCUGGGGGCGUUUCCUCACAACCACCCACCUCCUACGCCCUUGGCGCCUUCCGGCCUCUUAGGCUAGGUCAGGAAGGUGGCGGAACUCGGUGAUCUGACUGGCGGUUUCCCGGCCGGACUGAGAAGAGGAGCGCGCUGCGCGUCGCAGGAGUAACGUACUUGGUCUCCUGCUUUCGCGACAUGGCCUUCAAUUUUGGGGCUCCCUCGGGCACCUCCGGUACCGCUGCAGCCACCGCGGCCCCCGCGGGUGGGUUUGGAGGAUUUGGGACAACAUCUACAACUGCAGGUUCUGCAUUCAGCUUUUCUGCCCCAACUAACACAGGCACUACUGGACUCUUCGGUGGUACUCAGAACAAAGGUUUUGGAUUUGGUACUGGUUUUGGCACAACAACGGGAACUAGUACUGGUUUAGGUACUGGUUUGGGAACUGGACUGGGAUUUGGAGGAUUUAAUACACAACAGCAGCAGCAGCAAACUACAUUAGGUGGUCUCUUCAGUCAGCCUACACAAGCUCCUACCCAGUCCAACCAGCUGAUAAAUACUGCGAGUGCUCUUUCUGCUCCAACGCUGUUGGGAGAUGAGAGAGAUGCUAUUUUGGCAAAAUGGAAUCAACUGCAGGCCUUUUGGGGAACAGGAAAAGGGUAUUUCAACAAUAAUAUUCCGCCAGUGGAAUUCACACAAGAAAAUCCCUUUUGCCGAUUUAAGGCAGUAGGUUAUAGUUGCAUGCCCAGUAAUAAAGAUGAAGAUGGGCUAGUGGUUUUAGUUUUCAACAAAAAAGAAACAGAGAUUCGAAGCCAACAACAACAGUUGGUAGAAUCAUUGCAUAAAGUUUUGGGAGGAAACCAGACCCUUACUGUAAAUGUAGAGGGCACUAAAACAUUGCCAGAUGAUCAGACAGAAGUUGUUAUUUAUGUUGUUGAGCGUUCGCCAAAUGGUACUUCAAGAAGAGUUCCAGCUACAACGCUAUAUGCCCAUUUUGAACAAGCCAAUAUAAAAACACAAUUGCAGCAACUUGGUGUAACCCUUUCUAUGACUAGAACAGAACUUUCUCCUGCACAGAUCAAACAGCUUUUACAGAAUCCUCCUGCUGGUGUUGAUCCUAUUAUCUGGGAACAGGCCAAGGUAGAUAACCCUGAUUCUGAAAAGUUAAUUCCUGUACCAAUGGUGGGUUUUAAGGAACUUCUCCGAAGACUGAAGGUUCAAGAUCAGAUGACUAAGCAGCAUCAAACCAGAUUAGAUAUCAUAUCUGAAGAUAUUAGUGAGCUACAAAAGAAUCAAACUACAUCUGUAGCCAAAAUUGCACAAUACAAGAGGAAACUCAUGGAUCUUUCCCAUAGAACUUUACAGGUCCUAAUCAAACAGGAAAUUCAAAGGAAGAGUGGUUAUGCCAUUCAGGCUGAUGAAGAGCAGUUGCGAGUUCAGCUGGAUACGAUUCAGGGUGAACUAAAUGCACCUACUCAGUUCAAGGGCCGACUAAAUGAAUUGAUGUCUCAAAUCAGGAUGCAGAAUCAUUUUGGAGCAGUCAGAUCUGAAGAAAGGUAUUACAUAGAUGCAGAUCUGUUACGAGAAAUCAAGCAGCAUUUGAAACAACAACAGGAAGGCCUUAGCCAUUUGAUUAGCAUCAUUAAAGAUGAUCUAGAAGAUAUAAAGCUGGUCGAACAUGGAUUGAAUGAAACCAUCCACAUCAGAGGUGGUGUCUUUAGUUGACAGUUCACAAACUUGUGUAAAGGUUUGUGAAAUGCAUCUUCUUACUGCAUCAGACCUUCCUUAAGAAUGAAACCGACCACAUGGAGGGAAAAAGAAAACAAUUCUCUCUUGGCUUGGUUUUUUGAGAAGUUUACUGACAAAUUACUGUUCAUCAAAUCUGAAAUAGUCACCUCACAGCUCUUCAAAGAAAACCUUUGAAAGAUUUAUAUCUAAAAGCUGUAUUUACUUUAAAAGAAGUGCAUAAUUACCAAAAUUGUAUGUACUAUUGUACAUUUUUACAACAGCAUUUUCUUAAACAUAAUCUGUGUUUAAUGAUUAUUGUCCAUUGAGCCUGUACUCUGCUUUCCAUACCAAGUAAAUAUGAAAUAAUCUACUUUGCACAUAACAGAAGAAACUAUAAUUACUUGGCUGUUGGAGAUUUGUACUUGAGUAUAAAUGUACACCAGUUUUUGUAUUUGUGAACUCAUCUGUGGGAGGAGUAAAGAAAAUCCAAAAGCAUUUAAUGUUUUCUUUUUGUUCUAUAAAGAUAUGAAAAUGUAUUUUUAUAUUAUUUUACUUAUUUGGAAUUUACAGAGCACACCUAAGCAAUUAGGAUAUAACAAAAUUACUUAACCAUUUUUGCAACCAUUUUGUUUUUUAAGCCUUUUUAUUUCUAAAAAGAUGAAAACUUAUGAAUAAAUUCUUAAUUUGUAAUUACUUUUA